Messenger RNA from Marmota flaviventris (yellow-bellied marmot), 2257 nucleotides. It is a transcript of the gene Prf1, whose product is annotated as perforin 1. Lineage: Eukaryota; Metazoa; Chordata; Mammalia; Rodentia; Sciuridae. The record is from RefSeq and is a predicted model, not a curated record. Gene Ontology annotation, biological process: T cell mediated cytotoxicity; defense response to virus; immunological synapse formation. Gene Ontology annotation, molecular function: calcium ion binding; pore-forming activity; wide pore channel activity. Gene Ontology annotation, cellular component: membrane.
CAAGCCUGCCUGGGGGGCUGACGCCACUAUUUCAGGAGACUCCGGCGGGGAGCACGGCGGCCCCGCGGCAGUUUCUCGCAGGACUCCAGGACUCGGUGGGAGAGACAGGAAUGAGAGUUGGAGACGCAGAGUGAGAAUCGGGUGGAAGAGGGCCAGCGGUUCCAGAGCCCAAAAGGAAUCUCCUCCGGAAUCCAGACUUGGCAGGUCCUCAGGCUUCCAGCUACUGUUCCCUCUUCUGAGACCAGAGCCCCGUCCUCACCAGCAGCAGUUGUGUCCUGGGGACAAAGACAUCCAUCCAGAUUCCCGUUAGGGAGGCCUUACUCCAUGGGCACCCAACUUCUCUUCCGAGGCAUUCUCCUCCUGUUGCUGCCCCGACCUGCCCCAGCCUCCUGCUACACAGCUGCGCGAUCAGAGUGCAAGCAAAACCAUGACCCCGUGCCUGGCGCGUUGCUGGCUGGGGAAGGUGUGGACGUGACCAGCCUCCGCCGCUCCGGCUCCUUCCCCGUGGACACACACAGGUUCCUGCGGCCCGAUGGCACCUGCACCCUCUGUAAAAACCCCCUGCAGAAGGGCGCCCUGCAGCGUCUGCCCCUGGCGCUCACCCACUGGCGUGGGCAGGGCUCCAGCUGCAGGCGCCAAGUAGCCAAGGCCAAAAUCAGCUCCACCGAGGAGGUGGCCCGGGAGGCGGCCUCCAGCAUCAACAAUGACUGGCGGGUGGGGCUGGACGUGACUCCCCCCGAGCCCAGCAGCAAGGUGCACAUGUCUGUGGCUGGCUCGCACUCCAAGGCAGCGGACUUCGCAGCCCAAAAGACCCACCAGGACCAGUACAGCUUCAGCACAGACACGGUGGAGUGUCGCCUCUACAGUUUCCAUGUGGUGCACAAACCCCCACUGCACCCUGAUUUCAAGAGGGCACUUGGGGACCUGCCCCCCCACCUCAACACCUCCACCGAGCCUGACUACCUCAGGCUCAUCCACAACUACGGCACCCACUUCAUCCGGUCCGUGGAGCUGGGUGGCCGCGUCUCAGCCCUCACGGCCCUGCGCACCUGUGCACUGGCCUUGGAUGGGCUCACGGCCGACGAGGUGGGGGACUGCCUGGCUGUGGAGGCCCAGGUGAGCAUCGGUGGCCAUGCCGAGUCCUCAUCCGAGUUCAAGGCCUGCGAGGAGAAGAAGCAGCGGCACAAGAUGAUAACCUCCUUCCACCAGACCUACCACGAGCGCCACUCCGAGGUCGUCGGCGGCCGCCACGCCUCCUUGCGAGACCUGCUAUUCGGGAACCAGGCUGGGCCCGAGCAGUACUCAGCCUGGGUGGCUUCGCUGAUCAGCAGCCCCGGCCUGGUGGACUACAGCCUGGAGCCCCUGCACUUCCUGGUGGACGGCCAGGACCCGCGGCGGGAGGCACUGAGGCAGGCCGUGAGCAAGUACCUGAUGGGCAAGGCACGCUGGAGGGACUGCAGCCGGCCCUGCUCGCCUGGGCAACAGAAAAGUCCCCAUGACCCGUGCCAGUGCGUGUGCCACGGCUCAGCAGUCACCAACCAAGACUGCUGUCCACGCCAGAGGGGCCUGGCACGGCUGGAGGUGACCAUCGUCCAAGCGUGGAAUCUGUGGGGAGACUAUGGUAGUGCUACAGACGCCUAUGUGAAGGUCUUCUUUGGUGGCCAGGAGCUGAGGACCGGCACUAUAUGGAACAAUAACAACCCCAGAUGGAUGACUCGGCUGGACUUUGGGGAUGUGCUUCUGACCACAGGGGGUCCCCUGAGGGUGCAGGUUUGGGAUGCAGACAACGGCUGGGAUGAUGACCUCCUUGGCUCCUGUGACCGGUCUCUAAAGUCUGGCUCCCACGAGGGGCAGUGCCACAUGAAUCACGGUCACCUGCAAUUCCUUUACCAAGCCAGGUGCUUGCCCCACCUGGCUGGGGGAACCUGCCUGGAUUAUGCCCCCCAGGGGCUUCUGGGAGAGCCUCCAGGGAACCGCAGCGGGGCCGUGUGGUGAGGGCUCAGGCUUUAUCAUUGAGGUGGCUGAGUUUACAGGUCAACCCUGAGGCCCCUGGCCCAAAUGUCCCAGCCCUCCGACAUUCCAAGCCUGGCAGUCACUGCUGCACAGACUAUAGCUCCGGCAGGGGUCAGCAGACUGUCCCACGGGCUGCUUAGAGCUCAUCUUUCAAAACCCUCCUUGCAGCCAUUUAUUUUUUACUUUUUGGUACUGGUGAUUGAACUCAGGGGCACUUUGCUGCUGAGCUGCAUCCCGAGUCCUU